UGCUGUCGCGCUGACGUUUGGUCGGGGCACUGUCCCCGGGUCGGCGCCGCGGUCGAGCCGCUGUUGCGAAGCGGGGUUGCCGGGGACCGAGUGGCCUGGGGUGCCCGGUUGCAGUCUGAUCGGAAGGAGCGCGAUUGCCAUGGAUUCCGUCGCAGCCACCUCUUUGAGAGUAAUCAAUAGACCUCGGACCUAACAGUGUGGUUAUGGAGAAAGAAAUCAGUGUAGUGCCACAUUACGUUACUUCUUGGAGUCUUCUUCACAGGUUCUAAUUACCUCCAUUGUAACAUUGAGGUAUAGUAAUUCAUGAUGGAUAAGAUAUUGGAAGCACUCAUUACCUCUUCACACCCUCUAUCUGUGAAGAGGGGGAUUGUGAAGAAAGUGGUCGAUGCAGCUGAAAACUCAGUUGACCGGGAGCAAUGCAAGGCAAUGUUUCAUCUAACCACACGAUUAAUUUUAAUUGGGGAGGACAACUUCCAGAAACAAGUGGGUCAUCAGGUACUUGAUGCCUAUGCCAGAUACCAUCGUUGUGAAUUUGAAGAAUUCUUUAACAAGGGCUUUAUCCUAAACCUUCUGCAACAAGGUUAUGGAUCAUUAGAUAAGAAAGAUAUUGGCAUCAUUGACUAUAUCCACAUGGGAUUAAAACUUAUAAUGAGUUGUCCUUCUGUGCUUGAAAUCUUUAGCUUCAUGCACAAUGAAGUUUUGCGAUUAGUCUGUGAGAGGCCAGAGCCUUUGCUGUGUGCUAAGUUGAGUGAGUUGUUGUCUGACUUUGUGCACUGCAUGCCAAAGGGUAAAUCGGCGGUACUGUUUUGCCAACAAUUAGUAAGGACAAUUAGUCAGUUCCAGUGCAAUGCUACACAAGAAGAAGAGCUUCGUGGAUUUAUUUCUCAGGUGAACAAAAUAAGCAAUUUGCUGCAAAGCAUUUGGAAAGCUGAGCCGGGUGCACUCCUGCCUUCUCUACAAGAGGUGUUCGUAAUAAUCUCUGCUACAGAUUCCAUAUUUGAACCAUCUAUUGCUCUGGCAAGUCUUGUUCAGCACAUCCCAUUACAAAUGAUAACAGUUCUCAUCAGGAGCCUAAUCACAGAUCAAAAUGUUAAAGAUGUCAGCAUGACUUGUGCUCUGUGCAGGAUGAUUGAUUGGCUCUCUUGGCCUUUAGCUCAGCAUGUUGAAACAUGGGUGAUUGCACUACUUAAGGGAUUAGCCUCUGUCCAGAAGUUCACCAUCCUUAUAGAUGUCACAUUGCGUAAAAUUGAACAGGUAUUUCAUCGACUUUGGUAUCCUAUUGUGCGGCCAGGAGCUUUGGUGGUUCUUUCACAUAUGCUGCUCAGCUUUCAGCAUUCUCCGGAAGCCUUUCAUUUAAUUGUUCCUCACAUUAUAAAGCUAGUUCAGUUUCUGAAAGACGAAGCUUCACCUGCCAGCAGAAUCUUCCUGCUGCAGUUAACUGAGCUGGUCCAUUGUAUGAUGUAUCAGUAUUCUGGAUUCCCUGAUCUGUACGAACCCAUCCUUGAGGCCGUUAAGGAUUUGCCAAAGCCUUCUGAAGAAAAAAUGAAGCUCACUCUUAAUCAAAGUGCUUGGACAUCACACUCGAAUUCUUUGGCAUCUUGUUUGUCACGGCUUUCUGGAAAAUCUGAAACAGGAAAAACUGGGUUAAUAAAUCUGGGCAAUACGUGCUAUAUGAAUAGUGUCAUUCAAGCAUUAUUUAUGGCCACAGAUUUCAGGAGGUCUGUUUUGUCAUUGAAUCUAAAUGGAUCUCGCUCUUUGAUGAGGAAGUUGCAACUUCUGUUUGCCUUUUUGGCACACACUCAGCGAGCAGCGUUUGCACCGCAGAAUUUCUUUGAAGAAUCAAGACCACCGUGGUUCACCCCUGGGUCCCAGCAAGACUGUUCUGAAUACCUCAGGUUCCUUUUGGAUAGGUUACAUGAAGAAGAAAAAACAUGGAGGAUGCUCAAUGAGCAUUCCUCACCAACCCGUGAAAGUUCUGUAUGUGACUGCAACUCUCAAAGGCAUCCCCAGGAAGCAACAUCUCUCACUGAACCAGAUCUAGCAAGAGCUGAUGGAAAAACACUUAUCGAGAAAAUGUUUGGAGGCAAACUGCAAACCACAAUACACUGUCUAAACUGUAAAAGCACCUCUCAGAAACAAGAGGCAUUCAGUGACCUUUCAUUGGCCUUUCCUCCAUGCCUUGAAGACAUUGUAGAAGCUAGAUCAACGCAAAUGCUUGUCCCAGCGGAAUAUGAAAGCACAAUGCCUACAUGUUGUACUGCAGUAGUCUCUGACUCUCUUCAAACUGAACCUUCUGUAGUUCAUGACCUUCAGGUGGAAGAAAUUGGACAUAGGUCAGAAAUGGAAGACGAAAUGCUUAAAACAUUUCCAUUACAAUCCAUUAAUUCUGCGGAUUCUUCCAGGGUGCCAAUGCAAUCUGAUAAACUGGUCACAGUUCACAGCAAUAAAUCUAUUGAGCAGAAUGACAAAACCAGGUCUGUCCCUAGUCUAAUAAACUACUUUCUGGCCCCAGAGAUUCUCAAUGGAGAGAACAAAUAUUACUGUGAAAACUGUGCCUCACUACAGAAUGCACAGAAGCUGAUGCAGGUAGUAGAUGAACCUGAGUACCUCAUUCUCACUCUCCUAAGAUUUUCAUAUGACUCAAAAAGUCACGUAAGGCGAAAGAUCCUAGAUGAUGUGGCACUUCCACUUACUUUACAGUUGCCAGUUGAAAAGAAAACUCCAAAAUCAUUAGCGAACACUCAGUCAUUGCUAUCUGACUCACCUGAAAACCUGCCUAAAAAAUUGAAACCUUCUGGUUCAGUAGAUUCAAGCGAUUCCCAAUCAGUGUCUUACCACCUCUGUUCUAUCGUCGUGCAUUCUGGGAUGUCAUCUGAGAGUGGCCAUUAUUACUGCUAUGCCAGAAACACCAAUUCAGGAUCUGUAGGUCAGUUGUGUUACAAGAAUGGCCUUGCUGAUUUGUCCUCUCCUCCAAGUUACAUAACAGAUAAUGACAAUUCCAGUACGUCAGUUAUUUGGCACGAACCAAACUGCAAAGAAACAUCAAAGGAAUGGUUUCUAUUCAAUGACAGCAGAGUGACCUUCACGUCCUUUCAAUCUGUUCAGAACAUUACUAAUAAGUUUCCUAAGGACACGGCAUAUGUCUUGUUUUAUAGGAAACAAGAUGCUAAUGGUGGUAUAUACCCAAGUACAGUAAAUGGACUGUGGGUGAAUGGAGAGCCACCACUGCAAAAAGAACUCAUGGAUGCAAUUACUAAAGACAACAAGCUUUAUCUGCAGGAACAAGAGCUAAGUGCUCGUACCAGAGCAUUGCAAGCAUCUUCUACAACGUGUUCAUUUCGUCCACAUAGCUUUGAUGACAGUGACCCACCAGGGAGCUGUGGCCCAAGUGGUGGUGGCGGAGGAAGUGGUGGGUUUAAUACUAUUAGCCGUCUUGUCUUCUGAGAAUCAUUCAACAAGGCCAACUUUCUUCCCCUACCCUUCCCUCUUACUGAUAAGUGGGGAAGUAUGAAUCAAGUCACUGUUAAGGGUCAGAAUAUAUUACUCUCAAGAUAUUUCCAACUGUUCCACUUGUUUAUCUCAGCCUUUUUGGCAUUGUGAGAAACAGAUUGAUGUGUACUAGCUCUGUUAGGUCGGGGGGAGGGGCAGGGAAGUCAGCUAAAACAUACACGAUUGCAAUAAUUUGUAAAGUUUAUAGGUUUCUUAACUUUGCUCCUAAAUUUGGCCAUACCUAUAUUUGCAUGUUUAGAUUAAUUUUUGUAAAUAAGCAUUCAGCAUUUUAAUGUGUAUUUGUAUAAUGGCUGUAAAUACAUUUCAAGUGAACUUUUCAAUCCAUGUAUUGAAAGUAUAGAAAUAGUAAUUUAUGAAUUGCCACAUUUCCGGCAUUGGAUUUCUUCGAUACUUUUGAAAGUGUAUACAGCAUCUUGUAACUUCAGGGAGCAUUACUUGUCAUAAAUUUGAUCCACCUCAACAUCCCAUCUCCACCACCACCCACACAACACAGACUCCUCCUUGUGUUUGUUUAUCUGUGCCUUGAGAUCUGUACAGACCAGGUACAUUUCAAAAUCCAGAAUCUGAAGGUUAUAUUUUUUAAAAACAACAUCCUUGGCAGAGGCAGAAUCACUUGUAUAUUUAUCACUGAUGUAUCUUAACAUCUUAAAUCUUGUUUACGUUUUGAAGUUUCUAAGAAACCCUGACAUCACUUGAAAAGAUCUUGCAUAUCCACACUAAAUCCAGGAGAGUAAUAAAAAAAUUUUUCCUCUGUGUUUGUUCAUGGGUAAUGCAGUGAUUUAACUACUGAAUAAUUCAAUACAUUGACAAAUUUAUGUUGGGAAUUGUUCUACCAUUGUGCUAAAAAGUUUUGAAAAACAAUAUUUAUAAAUAUUUAAAUAUAUAGGAUAUGUGAUUAGCAAAACAACAUACUGGAAAAAUGUCAGCUUUUAUUCAGUAAUAAGUUUUCACUAAAUUAUUGAUUAUUUUUAUUUUAGAAAUGCUUUGCUAUGCUUUAGGAUAUGAAAUUUAAAAAAAAUUGAAUUCCAUUUUGGAUAUGAUUUUUCCCUAAAUAUAUUCGCACCUAGCAAUAAUCAGUUUCUGCGGAAUGAUUUUUUCAACAAUUGUUUGUCUUCAUUAGACACCUCUUAUCAAAUACAGAUACAAUGAAGCUAUUCAUCAUAUUAUCAAUGGAGUUUUACUUUGGAACUUGCUUUUAAAAUAACUAAUGGAUUGUUUUCAAAGAUUCAAGAUUGUAGAGGAGAAUGAAAUAAUUUUUAGUUUGGAUACAAUGCAGCACAAAAAAAAGGUAAAGAACACAAUAAUAAAAAAAAACACAAUAAAUAUAAACACAGUAGAUUCCAGUUUAUUGGGAAACAUCAGGACCACUGCACUUUGGCCCAAUUAAGUAGCUGCCCCAAUUAGCCAAAGUUUCAUGAAAAUAUUUAAAAAAGACAAACUACCAUUUAACUGAGUAACAAAUUAAGUAUUCAAAUGAAACACGGAACAAAUUAGAAUGCUACCAAUACCACAGGUGGUUAUCCAUUGUAUCCAGCGAUGACGGAAAACCUGUGCAAGUGGAGAAGCUGUUGCACUGGGACGAUUCCACUCUCUCAACCUCAGAAGUCCGGCUCCAGUGGCUUGAGUAGUCGUCACACUGGGGUCUUCCUUAGUUGCACUGGAAUACCAUGACUACCUCAGUGCCUCGUCAUCCCCUAUGCUCUCCACGCAGCAUCACUGAACUGCCUUCCUCACCCAUUGGAUGUCAUCCACCCAGUCCACCGGAGCUGACAGCGUGGUAGGACAGGCAUGUCCUUAUUUUACCGGGAUAUGAAACCCACCACCUAACCUCAACUGAUUUAACCUACCUGUCGAAGUGGUGUAUAGGGUGUGGUCGCUGUCAUUUGCAAACAGCUACGUGGAGUCACAGUGAGAGCCGAGAAUCUGGUGGGACAAUAGGUAACAAUCAAGCUGAUUCUUGUUACCUCCAAAUUCUUUGUAGUUCCUAACUCUUUGAAGUAGUGAAAUAGUUUCAUUUUUACUCCUGGCUGUUUCUGGCAUUUCCAAACCUGAAUGCUUGAAGCCACAGUGAGCAAAACAGUUCUGAAUUGUCUUACUGUUUAUUUCUUGCCAACUAUCAGUGACAAAGCACUGCUUUUUGAACACAAGCUCACAUAACUGAUACUAUUUAAAAACUGUUCACUCUAUAAGUACAAUAUGGUGUUUAACAGCCACACUGACUGGUGUGCGCAUGACUGACACUAGUUAGAAGCUGUUCAGUAACAGUCUCCUUUCCCAAUUAAGUGGGAUAGUAUCCCAAAUAAAUGAAGGGAACCCUGGCUAUUUUUUUAAUUAGUUUUUGUUCUUUAGAAGUUGUCCUAAAUACAGCUGCCCUGAUUAGCUCAUGGUCUAAUUAACCGGAAUCCACUGUACAUAUGGUAGCUUAUGUAGAUCGAUUGUAUGUCCAUAAAGUGAUGCUAGGCACAGGAGUGUCUGUACAUAAGGUUACUCUGCCAGGAAUUAAGUAGUAAUGGUUAGAGGUUAUGGAGGGAUGGGUUAGUGGGCGGAGGUAUUAAUCAGCCUUACUGUCUGGGGAAAGUAACUGCUUUAGAGUCUGGUGAUCCUGGUGUGGACGCUGUGCAGCCUCUGACCCGGUGGGAAUGGGAUAAACAAUCCCUGAGCCGGGUGGGUGGGAUCCAUCAUGAUGAUGUUGGCCCUUUUCCAACACCUCUGUGAAAUAUUUGUUUCACAAACAUGCAGUGUUCUUUUUGUUCCCUUUUUAUACCCCAGAGAUUGGACGAUAAAGCAUAACUUGUUACAUUUUUGACUGCUGUUAUUAAAACAUUGGCAGCACUUCAUUUCGAAUUUUACUGACUUCAAAGUGCAUGCAGGUGUUUUGUAGUUAUAAAAGGUGCUACUUUAGUGCGAGGCAUUUCCUUUUCUCUCGGGAGAUGAAGAAGGGAAAAAAGAGCUAAUUGUUGAAAGAUUAAAAUAAAAAUGCAAAUCUGGAUAUGUGUUCUGUGAGUGAGCCUAGUAUUUGGCACAAUUUACAGAUGUCAAUUUUUUUAUGUUGGGCAAAAAUGUUUGAUAUUUCUCCCACAGCUUAUUUAGAAGCGGUGUGAAUUUGAUGAGGCUUUCUUGAGUAUUGCAGUGGGUAGAAGUACUCAUAAGCAGCCAGCGAUGCUGACUGAAGUGUCUGGCUGCUGUAGCUAAGCCUGGAGUGUUAGAGGUGGGAGAAAAUGGAACAAGCCAGUCACUUGCCUGUUAAUAAAUGUUGUACAACAUUGAAGGUAUGUUUUGUUUGUAGUUAAUUAACUUUACCAAUAAAUUUAGUUCCCAGAACCUCAAAAGGUAGAACUCCAUUCUUUCUGCAAACUUUAAACUAUUAAUAUCCAAGCUUGGUAUAAAUUUAAUAGUGUUUACAAAAGAACCCAAAGACGAACAAUUGCCCUAAACAGGAAAUUGCAUUCCACAUCUCACACAUCUAA
Mobula hypostoma (lesser devil ray) is the source of this 6977-nucleotide messenger RNA. It is a transcript of the gene usp38, whose product is annotated as ubiquitin specific peptidase 38. Gene Ontology annotation, cellular component: nucleus; cytosol. Gene Ontology annotation, molecular function: cysteine-type deubiquitinase activity. The record is from RefSeq and is a predicted model, not a curated record. Lineage: Eukaryota; Metazoa; Chordata; Chondrichthyes; Myliobatiformes; Myliobatidae. Gene Ontology annotation, biological process: protein deubiquitination; ubiquitin-dependent protein catabolic process. Bases 304 to 3444 code for a protein of 1046 amino acids. The transcript has 12 exons.